AUGAACACAACUGCGGCGAUUUGUUUUCACUCGAGAGCCGAUGAUUCCAACAAUAGUAUUGGCGACUUUGUUUGUGGGUUUGUUCUAAAGCCUUCAUCUCAUAUUGGAAGUGCGGGUGAGAGUUGUUGGUUCAACACCCGAUCACCAGAUAGAGGUAAGAGAUUAGAUUGCAGGGUGGGUAUCAUGACUCAUGUUGGACUUGGGGGGCCUCUAAUUAAUCGAUUGCCCGGUCACAAUCUUUCACUGAUUGCCGUCUCCAUUCUCUCAUUACAUUUCUUCAAGGCUUUUUGA
Messenger RNA from Lactuca saligna, 291 nucleotides. The record is from the annotation of a GenBank genome assembly. Lineage: Eukaryota; Viridiplantae; Streptophyta; Magnoliopsida; Asterales; Asteraceae.